AUGGAUAUUGUUCAUCAUUUAUUAAUUUAUGAAUGUAAUCGAUUUACAGUAUUUCCAGAUGAUAAUAAUUUACCAGACAAUAUAUGUGAUUAUGACAAUGCUCUUAAUGAUGGUUCUGAAUUAUGUAGAACAAAUACUGCAGCAAUUUGGGCGGUCGGUGGAGAUUUAAUAGAAGAAUUUCCAGAAGAAGCUGGCUAUCCAGUUGUAGGGGAAUCUGAAACCAAAUACUAUAUAUUAGAAAUACAUUAUAAUAAUGAACGUUUAGUUUCAGGUCGUCGCGAUAAUUCUGGAAUACGAUUCUAUAUUUCACCAACAUUACGUUCAUAUGACAUGGGAUAUUUAAUGUUUGGAAGUUCAUCAAAUGCAUUAGGUCUAACCAUUCCACCAUACAAUGAACGUUUUAACGUUGAUUCUUAUUGUCCUGCAGAAGUAACAAAAAGCUUUCCAAAUCCAAAAAGUGGUAUUACUGGUCUUACAGCUUAUGCACAUACACAUAUUCAAGGACGUAGGGUAUGGACUAAAUUGAUUCGAAACAAUACAGCUAUUCAAUAUUUGUUUAAUAAUGAAGCCUUCGAUUUUAAUUAUCAAUUUGAACAUAAACUACCAGCAAGAAUUCAAUUAUAUCCUGGAGAUGAAUUUGCUACACGUUGCGUCUAUUCUACAUUAAAUAAAAAUCUGAUUACACUGGGUGGUGAGCCUACACAAAAUGAAAUGUGUGCGCAUACAUUUUCAUAUUAUCCAAAAGUGAAUAAUCUUUAUAGUUGUCGAUCUGAAAUAAGUGAAAAGUCGUGGUCAACAGUGUAUAAUGGAUCGUACCGAUUUAUGGUUCUAAUGAUCAUAAAAAAAUUCAUCGAAUGGCUUAUGAAUAUUAAAUGGACACCUGAUUCAAUAUCAAAAUGGCAAGAUUUCUAUAAUAAAGCAGAAAUAACGACAACAAGUGGCAUAGCUGGAUAUCCAAUAUUUUCUACACUUUUUAUUCCAAAAUAUAAAGAUUUACCACCAGUUGAAUGCAAAAAAAAUAAUACAAAAAACAUGUUACGCCGUUUAGUAACAUAA
Messenger RNA from Rotaria sp. Silwood1, 1056 nucleotides. Lineage: Eukaryota; Metazoa; Rotifera; Eurotatoria; Philodinida; Philodinidae. The record is from the annotation of a GenBank genome assembly.